GGGUAGUAUUGUGUCUUUGGGGAGAGCCUCUCCAGACUCCAGAGGGAGGUUGGCUCAGAAAAGAAAAACGGAGUUGAGAGAAAAGAAAUGGUGAGAGGAAGCAUUAAACUUCUCAAGGAUGCUGGGUCUGGACUCAGCAAGGCCCUCUCUGAGAUCCUCGUCUGCCCGCUUUCCAAACAACCUCUAAGGUUUUGUGAGGAAACGAAUUCCCUAGUCAGUGAUUCAAUUGGUGUCUCCUUUCCUAUAAAGGAUGGGAUUCCUUGCUUAGUACCAACAGACGGCAAGGCCCUUGACCUUGAGGCCGAUGAUACAAUAAAACCCGAAGAUGAUGUGACAUCAUCAGUCGAACACGAGGCAGAUCGAGGAGGCAGUCACUAGGUUGAAUUUUGAAACUCGUGGUAUUGUCACAAAGCUGCAAACUUCUUGAACAUCAAGAGCCUGCUGGACCUGACAUGCCAGUGUAUUGCAGACAUGAUCAAGGGGAAGACUCCGGAAGAGAUCCGAAAGACCUUCAAUAUAAACAACCAUUUCACCCCGGAGGAGGAGGAGGAAGUUCGUCGUGAGAACCAGUG
This is a messenger RNA of Prunus avium (sweet cherry), 572 nucleotides long. RefSeq lists its product as uncharacterized. The record is from RefSeq and is a predicted model, not a curated record. Lineage: Eukaryota; Viridiplantae; Streptophyta; Magnoliopsida; Rosales; Rosaceae.